Messenger RNA from Microdochium trichocladiopsis, 691 nucleotides. RefSeq lists its product as uncharacterized. The transcript has a single exon. The coding region runs from base 153 to 524 and encodes 123 amino acids. NCBI's taxonomy places the organism in Eukaryota, Fungi, Ascomycota, Sordariomycetes, Xylariales, Microdochiaceae. The record is from RefSeq and is a predicted model, not a curated record.
GCAUAACUGAAACUAGCAUACGUGGUCGACAUGGUGUUACUGAAGGGUACCUCUUUUCGCAUACUCAGGACCUUGAUGGCAUCUUGGUGUAUCACAACCUGCUAUUACAGCAGUAACUUGCGGCAGCAUUCUCGGUAACCGUUUGAAAACCAAUGAAUCUACCAAGAAUAGAUCACAAGCUAAUGCCUCGCUUCAUUCUCCUAUGGGGCCUGCUCAGAUCGGCCAUGAUACACUCCGCGAGAGGAGCCGUUAUGCCCGGCUUGGAAAAGAAUUCUCUCAUCGUGAUCGUGAGCUGCAGGAGGCGUUUUACCCUCAAUUUCCCGGUCAUAAAAAGGCGUGUAGGUUCGGCCGUUAUGCAGGGCCCCUUCACCGUCGGCGGUUCCGGGUGGGCACAUGGGGAAAUCACGCGAGCAGUAGCGGCCGUUGAACAACAGCUCGGAGCGCCUAGUCGUUCUGCCAGAGUCCCGCCUGCGCGCGCGCGAGCGCGCGAUCUGAGCGCGUCUCGCGUAAAAAGGCCUGACUGACUGGCCUCAGGGCUAUGGACACACGAGAUGUUCGGUUUCUCACUGAGUUAGGUUGGUACUUGGUGUAAGCAACACUCCACUCAGCCGUAAUUACCUGAACAUCAAUCUCCCGGGAUCCGCGUCCCAAAGAAAAAAAGAAAAAAAAGGCGCGUCGUCGUCGUCGCCGC